Molecule: messenger RNA, 1537 nt
Organism: Bradysia coprophila
Lineage: Eukaryota; Metazoa; Arthropoda; Insecta; Diptera; Sciaridae
Gene: Tsp26A
Product: Tetraspanin 26A
Cellular component (GO): plasma membrane
Source: RefSeq, a predicted model, not a curated record
UUCAGAAAUUUUAGUUCAGCGUUUUGUUUCAUGGUCAUUGACGUUCAUUUAUUUUAAGCAUUAGAGACAAAACGUUUGGUCUUUUCGGAAAUCUCGCAUCUCUUCGAGUCAGAAAAAUCAAAAAAAAAAAAAACAAAUCAAUUUAAAAUGUUCUCGAUUCGAAUGUAAACAAUUUUGUACAGUUUGCUCUCGAAAGCUCAAGCAAACCAAUGAAACGCAAUGAUUUUAGUGUAGCUGUUUUUAAGUGACAAAAUUUUACCAUUGUAAGUGAGUUCUAUUGAGUGGUUUGUUGUUUUUUUGUUGUGUGUUCUUUUUACCAUUUAAAUUUUUGCCAAUGAUUCUUGGACUCAGAUAGAACCAAUAUGCCCGUCAGAAAAUAUCGUCGAGAUACAUCGGAAGUUAGUUGUUGCCUGAAAUAUGUGAUAUUUAGUGUGAAUGUUUUGUUUUGGCUACUCGGUCUGUGUAUUAUGGCCGUUGGAUUUUGGGCCUGGACGGAAAAAGAUGUGUUCAACAAUAUUUCCAAGCUAACAACCAUUGCAUUAGAUCCUGCAUUCAUUUUAAUAUGCAGUGGAACGAUUACAUUUAUCAUUGGCUUUACUGGUUGCGUUGGAGCUCUACGAGAGAAUACAUGUUUGCUUGCUGCUUACUCAAUGUUCCUAGUGGUAUUGCUGUUGAUGGAAAUGGGAGCUGGUAUACUGAUUUUCAUUCUGAAAGAUAAAGGAUGGAUCAAAGAGCAAGCAACCACAAGUUUGCAAAUUUUCAUCAUUCACUACAGAGAAGACCCCGAUCAACAGAAUUUGAUCGAUUGGAUACAAGAAGACUGGCUCCAGUGCUGCGGCAUUGAAGGCCCAAAAGACUGGGAUAGUAAUAAUUAUUUCAAUUGUUCAUCUCGUGCUGUAGGAAGUCGGGAGGCAUGUGGAGUGCCCUUUUCGUGUUGCAAGCGUAAACCACACGAACUGAUUAAGAAUAAGCAAUGUGGAUACGACGUACGGCGAGAGGGACAUCCGGCUGAUAGGCAUAUUUAUGAACGAGGGUGUUUAAGAGCCAGUGAAGAUUGGCUAGAAGGAAAUUUAGUCCAUGUAGCCGCAUCAUAUGUUAGUGUAAUGGUGCUACAGAACUUUGAAACAGAAAUAAAUGACAAGGGAUGUGUUACCGCUGGUGAGGAAUGGAUUGAGCAUAAUCUUAUUUUAAUAGCAUCGAGUGCCAUAUUUUUAGCAUUUAUGCAGAUUCUCGGUAUUUGUUUCGCACAGAAUCUCCGUGCUGAUAUAUUUGCGCAAAAAGCGAAAUGGCACUGACAAACAGCCGCCCCUGUCAACGUUUAAAAUUACAAUUGUAGUUAAGACGUAUGGCUGAACGUCUGAAUCGGAAAUCGUACCAAGUAAAUCAUUUUCCAUUUUAUUUUAAUUUUUACUUCUAUGGAAAUCGUUUUCAUUAUGCUAAGAAAAAAAUGGAUAAUAAUGCGAAAAGGAGAUAGAUAGAAGUGUAAUUUUAGACAUUAAGAAGAUGAAGAGAAGGAAGAACGUCGAACGUAAACAAA